GCCAGAGCCUACCAACAUCGAGCUGCCUUUGCUAGUGUCAACUAGGGUGGAAGACUGACAGUCGGCCGUCGGAGCUGCAGUCUGCCUGCUUUCCGCGCGGUCCGAGACCCUGUCUCCCCGGCACCCGAAGCCCCGGAGUUCAGAGAAUAGCUCCUUAGCCUUUAGGUGCGGCUCCUGUCACCCUGCGAGGCGCGGACCCGCGUGGGCUACGGUCAAGGCCGGCCCGGGCCCCGCCCCUCGGGGCGGCUCUGCGCAUGCUCGGCGGUGCGGCCGGCAGAGCGGGCGGCGGAGACCUGGAGACCCCCGAGGGAUGGAAGCGCCGGCGCCGGCGGAGGCGGCGGGAUGCGAGGAGCUCGAUAUGGACGUGAUGAGGCCCUUAAUAAACGAACAGAAUUUCGAUGGGUCGUCCGACGAGGAGCAGGAACAGACGCUCCUGCCCAUGCAGAAACACUACCAGCUCGAUGGGCAGCACGGGAUUUCGUUUGUGCAGACCUUGAUGCACCUUCUCAAGGGGAACAUUGGAACCGGCCUCUUAGGGCUUCCCUUGGCAAUAAAGAACGCGGGCAUCGUGCUUGGACCAAUCAGCCUUGUGUUUAUAGGAAUUAUUUCCGUCCACUGUAUGCACAUAUUGGUACGUUGCAGUCACUUUCUAUGUCAGAGGUUUAAGAAGUCAACGUUGGGGUACAGUGACACCGUGAGUUUUGCCAUGGAGGCUAGCCCGUGGAGUUGUCUUCAGAGGCAGGCAGCGUGGGGGCGGAGCGUGGUCGACUUCUUUCUGGUGAUAACACAGCUGGGAUUCUGCAGUGUCUAUAUUGUCUUCUUAGCUGAGAAUGUGAAACAGGUUCAUGAAGGACUCCUGGAGACCACAGUGGUCGUUUCGAAUAGCUCGGAUCCGUCUCAUGCCUGUGAGAGGAGAAGUGUGGACCUCAGGGUCUACAUGCUCUGCUUUCUCCCACUUCUAAUUCUCUUGGUGUUCAUUCGAGAGCUGAAGAGUCUCUUCGUACUUUCAUUCCUUGCCAACAUUUCCAUGGCUGCCAGUCUCGUGAUAAUUUACCAGUAUGUUGUUAGGAACAUGCCGGAUCCCCACAACCUUCCGAUAGUCGCAGGGUGGAAGAAAUACCCACUGUUCUUCGGUACCGCUGUGUUUGCUUUUGAAGGCAUAGGCGUGGUGCUGCCACUGGAAAACCAAAUGAGAGAGUCCAAGCGCUUCCCUCAGGCGUUGAACAUUGGCAUGGCCAUCGUCACGGUGCUAUACAUCAGCCUGGCCACGUUAGGCUACAUGUGUUUCCGCGAUGAGAUCAAAGGCAGCAUAACACUGAAUCUUCCCCAGGACGUGUGGUUGUAUCAGUCAGUGAAAAUCCUGUAUUCCUUUGGCAUUUUUGUGACCUAUUCUAUUCAGUUCUAUGUCCCAGCAGAGAUCAUUAUCCCCGCAGUCACUGCUAGACUUCAUGCCAAAUGGAAGCGCAUCUGUGACUUUGGGAUACGGUCCCUCUUGGUUAGUAUCACCUGUGCUGGCGCGGUUCUCAUUCCCCGCCUGGACAUUGUGAUCUCCUUCGUGGGGGCUGUGAGUAGCAGCACACUAGCCCUGAUCCUGCCCCCGCUUGUGGAGAUCCUGACGUUUUCCAAGGACCAUUACAACGUAUGGAUGAUCCUGAAGAACAUUUCCAUAGCGUUCACUGGGUUCGUGGGCUUCUUGUUGGGCACGUAUGUCACCGUUGAAGAAAUUAUUUAUCCAACUACAGCAGUUGCUGAUGGCGCCUCCCAGAGUCUCUCUCUGAACGUGAACUCUACAUGCGUAUCAAGUGGUUUGUAAUAGUGGGAGAAGAGCGGUGAACCCUCGGUUGUCACCCCAGUUCCAACAGCAAUCAAGGACGGGUACAGUGUAUCGCCAUACACUAAACACAGUGCCAAACUCCUGUUUUUGUCGGCAGAGUAUUGUAAUUUGACUGUGAACUGACAUCUUUUGCAGCUGUGAUAACCUAUAGCAGAUUAUUGCUUUUAUCUAAUGACAAUGAAACAUUUUAAAUUAGCUUUGAAGACUGAAAAAGUUUAAAAUUCAAAACGUAAACAAUAAGCAUAGCCUGAUAUUCUUUGUUUCUGUAAGAAAUGCUUUGGGUCAUCUUUCUUACCACCAUUGAGAAGACAAAGGAUUUCAACAGGGUAUAAAUUAAACAGAGGCAUAGUUUUAAAAACCUCUUGGAAGCAUCCCACAAUAGCAGUGUUUACCUCCUGUGUACGUGUGCACAAAAAUGCACUGAUGGUGUUUUCUUCCGUGGGUGAUGCUGCUGACGGGGCGAUGCCUUGGAGGGAUGGCAGAUUCCCACUGACCACCGUGUGAGCAGUACAGCGUUCCCAGAGCCAGAGUCGCUUUAUUG
Molecule: messenger RNA, 2375 nt
Organism: Rattus rattus (black rat)
Lineage: Eukaryota; Metazoa; Chordata; Mammalia; Rodentia; Muridae
Gene: Slc36a4
Product: solute carrier family 36 member 4
Exons: 11
Coding region: 311-1813 (500 amino acids)
Biological process (GO): L-alanine transport; amino acid transmembrane transport
Cellular component (GO): vacuolar membrane
Molecular function (GO): L-alanine transmembrane transporter activity; L-proline transmembrane transporter activity
Source: RefSeq, a predicted model, not a curated record